GGCACCAAUGGUGACCUACAGGUGUACGGACUGGUGGCCUGAUUGAGACACCAGCCCAACACCAAAAACUUGUCUCUAUUCCCCAUUGCAAUAAAGUAAUUCCAUGGGACUAGCUGGUGUCCUAAUGUAAUACAAUAUGGACCUGAAAUAGAGUUGAAAUAUUGACUCUAUUAGUUCUAGUUACGAAAUAUUGAAUAGCUUCACUAUUUAACAAUAGAACUGUAAGAACUAUAAAGAUAAAUCCAAGUUGAAAAAAAUUUACUCAUUCCAGUAAAAUUAUAUGAAAGGAAAGUCAAUCAACAUUUUUGGGGGGCUAAGCCCCUCUUCAGCCGCCUAUGAAUGUUGUGAGGAGGUUGGCAGCGCUAUAUGAAUAUAGUUGGCAGCGCUCCUCAGUUUUCAUUGCUCAUUCAUUACGCUUCGAGCCGGCAACCAGUCAACACACGCGUCUAAUAUUCUUCAUCAAAUCCGUGUAGUUUUGCGCGAUAUAUCAUGCGUCCGGCUGUCACGAAAUCAAACCAGGGAGAGGACAUCACUCUCGAAGAGGUCGGCCAAGGAGAUGGAGCCAUGGUGAUCCCGAUCGAAAACCAACAACAAGAAGCUGAUCUAGUUAUGGAAGAGUUCGAUGGAUCCGGCGAUCAAGAAAAUGUUCCGGGAGCACAAAUUGUUCAUCCAUGGAACUACGACGCAGGACAUCCACCGCAGGUACGCCAUCUCCAAGAUUCUGGCUGCAUUGUGACCAUCAUCUUGUUUUUCUACAUGAUCUGCCUCUUCGUUGCCCUGGUCAUCGAUAUUUGGCAGAGAAAUGACUUAAAAGGUUUCUAGAUAUGCGGCAGCCGUCAAUACUACUUCUGAUAUACAGCAGACCAUCAUAUGCAUUUAUGUGAAACCAUCAUAGAUAACUAAUAUUAACAACCGAAACUUGUACUGUAUUUCAAUAAAUUUAGUAUGGACUAUAUCAUGUCAUUUUUAUACAAUGGACAUCCACAACAACACAGAAAAUGUUACGAUUAGUAUUCAAUGAUUGCUCAUCUGCUAUACGAGUUGAUCUGAUAAGAAAUCUUAUAAGAAUAAAGUAUUUCAAUAGGGCU
Molecule: messenger RNA, 1088 nt
Organism: Nilaparvata lugens (brown planthopper)
Lineage: Eukaryota; Metazoa; Arthropoda; Insecta; Hemiptera; Delphacidae
Exons: 2
Coding region: 490-822 (110 amino acids)
Source: RefSeq, a predicted model, not a curated record